Messenger RNA from Medicago truncatula (barrel medic), 4324 nucleotides. RefSeq names its product ABC transporter B family member 13. The record is from RefSeq and is a predicted model, not a curated record. Lineage: Eukaryota; Viridiplantae; Streptophyta; Magnoliopsida; Fabales; Fabaceae. Bases 185 to 3910 code for a protein of 1241 amino acids. The transcript is spliced from 9 exons. Gene Ontology annotation, molecular function: ATP hydrolysis activity; ATP binding; ABC-type oligopeptide transporter activity. Gene Ontology annotation, cellular component: mitochondrial inner membrane. Gene Ontology annotation, biological process: oligopeptide export from mitochondrion.
ACUACCAUACUAAUAUUCUUCCAAAAUUGUACUUCUGAAACCCAUUUUGUUAGUUUGCAUAGUUAACCUUAACUACAUUAUACUAUACGUAUUAAUUAGCUAUAAGUUAUAACUAACCAAACCCAUUUGUUUUGUUUCUGAAAUCAAUCAACUUUGUACUUUUUGGAAGGAAAAUCAAUUCAAUAUGGAUGAAGUGGAGCUAGCUUGUGAGUCUAGCUUGGAAUGCAAGAAAACCAAAGAGGAAGGAACGUCGAAAAAACAAAGUAAAGUGGAGAGUGUUUCGUUUUUUGGAUUGUUUGGUGCAGCCGAUAGAACUGAUUAUGUGUUAAUGUUCCUUGGAAGUGUUGGUUCUUUUGUUCAUGGUGCUGCUCUUCCUGUUUCCUUUGUUUUGUUUGGUCGUAUGAUUGAUUCUCUCGGACACCUUUCUAGCAAUCCUCACAAAUUUUCCUCACAAAUUUCUCAGCAUGCUUUGUACUUGGUCUAUCUUGGAGUUGUUGUUCUUGUUUCUGCUUGGAUGGGUGUUGCAUUCUGGACGCAAACAGGCGAAAGACAAACGGCUUGGAUAAGGUUAAGAUAUUUGCAGUCAGUACUAAAGAAGGAUAUUCGUUUCUUUGACAAUGAAGCAAAGGAUGCCAAUAUCAUUUCUCACAUCUCCAGUGAUGCAAUUUUGGUACAAGAUGCAAUUGGUGACAAAACCGGGCAUGCAAUACGUUACCUUUCUCAAUUCAUUGUUGGAUUUGGCAUUGGAUUGACAUCAGUAUGGCAGCUGACACUACUCACCUUGGCUGUUGUUCCAUUCAUAGCUAUAGCAGGCCGAACUUACUUAACUAUUAUAUCUACUUUAUCGGAAAAAGGCAAAGCAGCUUAUGCUGAAGCAGAAAAAGUUGCUGAAGAAGUAAUUUCUCGAGUGCGUACAGUUUACUCAUUUGCAGGAGAAGAAAAAGCUGUUGGUUCAUACUCAAAGUCGCUUGAUAAGGCUUUGAAGCUUGGAAAGAAGAGUGGUUUUGCAAAAGGUGUUGGAGUCGGUUUUACAUAUGGGCUGUUAUUCUGUGCUUGGGCAUUGCUUCUUUGGUAUGCAAGCAUACUUGUGAUACAUCAUAAAACAAAUGGAGGGAAAGCAUUCACAACAAUCAUCAAUGCCAUCUUUAGUGGAUUUGCCCUUGGUCAAGCUGCUCUAAACAUUGGUUCCAUUGCUAAAGGGCGAACAGCUGCAGCCAAUAUCAUGAACAUGAUUGCAUCUGUUUCAGAAUCAUCUAAAAUGUUGGAUGAUGGUUUUGUGUUGUCACAAGUAGCAGGGAAAAUUGAUUUUUAUGAGGUCUAUUUUGCUUGCCCCUCAAGAAGCAAAAUGAUCUUUGAGAAUUUGAGCUUCUCAGUGAGUGCUGGAAAGACGGUUGCCGUUGUUGGUUCAAGUAGUUCUGGAAAGAGCACAAUCAUUUCCCUUAUUCAAAGGUUCUAUGACCCCACUUCAGGUAAGGUCCUAUUGGAUGGAUAUGACUUAAAGAAUUUUAAAUUGAGAUGGUUGAGAAAACAAAUGGGAUUGGUGAGUCAAGAACCAGCACUAUUUGCCACAACAAUAGCUGGAAACAUUUUAUUUGGAAAAGAAGAUGCAAGCGUGAAUGAAAUCAUACAUGCUGCCAAGGUUGUAAAUGCUCAUUCUUUCAUAACAGGAUUACCUCAAGAUUACAAUACUCAGGUUGGAGAAGGUGGUACACAACUUUUAGGGGGACAAAAGCAAAUAAUUUCUUUAGCAAGAGCAGUGCUCAGAAACCCGAAAAUAUUGCUUUUAGAUGAGGCCACCAGUGCACUGGAUGCUGAAUCAGAACUCAUUGUGCAGCAGGCAUUGAAAAAAAUAAUGUUAAACCGGACAACAAUAAUUGUUGCACAUCGAUUAUCCACUGUACGCAAUGUAGAUACAAUUAUUGUGUUGAAGAAUGGCCAGGUUGCCGAAAGUGGGACUCAUUUAGAAUUGAUGUCCAGAAAUGGUGAGUAUGUGAGUUUGCAGGCACCACAAAACUUCACAAGCUCUAGCUCAUUAUUUCGCUUGGGAAGUUCGAGAAAUUAUAGUUUUCGAGAAAUUCCAAACAACCUGAACAAUGAGGAGGUGCAAUCAAGUGAUCAAGGAUUGACAUCAAACACUGCUUCCGUUCCAUCAAUUUUGGGUCUACUGAAACUGAACGCUCCAGAAUGGCCCUAUGCAAUUCUUGGGUCAGUAGGUGCAGUUUUGGCUGGCAUGGAAGCUCCUCUCUUUGCCAUUGGAAUCACACACAUUUUGGCUACAUUUUACUCUGCUCAAAGUCCCAAGAUCAAGCAUGAAGUUGAUCAUGUAGCUGUUAUAUUUGUCGUCCUGGCUGUUGUUACCAUACCUAUUUAUCUAUUGAAACACUACUUCUAUUCAUUAAUGGGAGACCGCCUCACCGCCCGUGUCCGUUUAUUAAUGUUCUCAGCUAUUCUUACCAACGAAGUCGCAUGGUUUGAUAUCAAUGAGAACAAUACUAGCUCACUUACAGCAACGCAAGCAGCUGAUGCAACAUUAGUAAGAAGUGCUCUAGCUGACAGACUCUCAACCCUUGUUCAAAACAUAGCUCUCACCGUAACAGCAUUUGUUAUUGCCUUCACAAUGAGUUGGAAACUAACAUUAGUUGUUGCAGCUUGCCUUCCCUUUCUCAUAGGAGCUUACAUCACAGAGCAACUAUUUCUCAAGGGAUUUGGUGGAGAUUACAGUCAUGCUUACUCCAAAGCAAAUUCUUUGGCUCGUGAUGCUAUUGUGAACAUACGUAUUGUCACUGCUUUCAGUGCAGAAGAUCGAAUGUCAACCCAAUUCGCAUAUGAACUGAAUAAACCUUACAAGCAGGCACUUCUGAGAGGCCAGAUAUCAGGUUUUGGUUACGGCUUGACCCAACUGUUUGCUUUCUGCUCCUAUGCACUUGUACUUUGGUAUGCAUCCAUAUUAAUCAAGAAGAAAGAGUCAACUUUCGGAGAUCUCAUGAAAUCUGUUGUGGUCUUAAUCAUCACUGCUAUUGCAAUAGUAGAAACAAUAGCCCUUACCCCAGAUAUUGUGAAAGGGACCCAAGCACUGAGAUCGGUUUUCAGCAUCCUCCAUAGGAAAACAUCCAUCAACCGAAAUGAUCCGAAUAGCAAAAUGAUAAGUGAAGUCAAAGGAGAUGUUAAGUUUCAAAAUGUGUGCUUCAAGUACCCAAUGAGACCUGAUAUCACCAUAUUUCAGAACUUGAACCUCAGAGUCUCAGCAGGAAAAAGUCUAGCAGUAGUAGGCCAAAGCGGCUCGGGGAAGAGCACUGUGAUCGCUCUUGUAAUGAGAUUUUACGACCCUACAUACGGGUCGGUUCUGAUAGACGAAUGUGAUAUCAAAAGCCUAAAUUUGAGAUCAUUAAGGCAGAAAAUAGGAUUGGUUCAGCAAGAACCUGCUUUGUUCUCUACGACGGUUUACGAAAAUAUCAAGUAUGGAAAAGAGGAAGCAACAGAAAUUGAGGUAAUGAAGGCAGCCAAAGCUGCAAAUGCUCAUGAAUUCAUCAGUACAAUGGCGGAAGGAUACAAAACUAAGGUUGGUGAGAAAGGAGUGCAGUUAUCAAGAGGACAAAAACAAAGAGUAGCGAUCGCUAGAGCAAUUCUGAAAGAUCCAUCCAUCCUUCUGUUGGAUGAAGCAACAAAUGCACUGGACACAAUAUCAGAGAGACUUGUCCUAGAAGCUAUUGAUAAGCUUAUGGAAGGUCGAACGAUGAUUUUGGUAGCUCACAGGCUUUCGACUGUUCGCAAUGCAGACAGCAUUGCAGUGCUGCAACAUGGGAAGGUUGCAGAAAUGGGAAGACAUGAGAAGCUGAUGGCUAAACCAGGAAGCAUCUAUAAGCAACUGGUUAGUCUACAGCAAGAAAAGCAUAAACAAGAAGAGAAUUAGUGUAUUCAUUUGGAGUUCGCCAAGUAAAUAUAGAAUUAUAGAUUCAAAUUAUACCUGCAGUUUGCAACUUGGAUUGAGUGCCGGCUUUAAGAGCAUUUGUGAUGACUAUUCCAACCAUGAACGAUGUUUUCAUAAGUACUGUUUAUAUACACAAAUGCUACCAUAUAAUCUAAAGCCAAUAAUUGGCUGUUGCAGAAUAUGUUUUGUCAUAUCACGUCGAACAAGAUUAUGAACAAUACUCAUGGCCGAUUUAUUGUCACAAAACAGCUUCAGAACAUUGUAUUUUCAAAUCUUCUAGCUGAAGUUUCAUCCAUAAGUGGUUAAUUACAUUAAUUUCUUGUACUUGUAUCAAAAGCAUAUUAAACAUAUUUUUAGCUUACUUGUUCAUGAAUUACCUGAAUUUCAACUUUCCAA